Messenger RNA from Saitoella complicata NRRL Y-17804, 861 nucleotides. RefSeq lists its product as uncharacterized. NCBI's taxonomy places the organism in Eukaryota, Fungi, Ascomycota, Saitoellomycetes, Saitoellales, Saitoellaceae. The transcript is spliced from 3 exons. The record is from RefSeq and is a predicted model, not a curated record. The coding region runs from base 268 to 774 and encodes 168 amino acids.
GAUGGCAUGAACGUGAGUUUCGGAAUGGGUUUCUAGUAGGGGUAUGGCGUUGAUAUAUAUUGAAUUCUGCAAUUGUUCGGGCCCUCCUCGUCGUCUUGAUGACAAUGCUUCACUGUUGUCCUGUAUGGCGGUGAUUUUCACAUGUCAGUCCCCCGCUUCAUUUCAGCCUGCACGCAGCGCAGCGUGACCUCCAACCAUAAAAUGCUCUCGAUGAAGGAACUUUGCUUGAGGAGUUGAACAUCCCCCCUUUCCACAAACCAAACAGCAAUGCCUCCCAACAGCUGUGUCCUUCCCAACCCGUCGAGCAAGGUGGCUACCAUUCGCCCGCUGGCCGCCUCCGAAAUAUUCCCACGGCUCAGGCAGGAAGUCGAAAAGGACCCGUCCUUGGCUGGAGGCCUGAAGGGGUUGUUCAUCAUCCAAGUACUCCAAAACAAAGGAGAAACUGGCGAUGCCCAUUUUCAAGAAUGGUACAUGCUUUUCACUGGUGUUCCCAGUAAACCCACCAUCACAUCUACCCGUCCCGAACUCCCGCUUACGAGUGGGAAACCCUUGCCGAUUGUCCUUCUACAGCUCAAAGAUGAGGAUUUGGUCAGGUUUUGUGCGGGUGGUUUGAGUGGGAUGCAAGGCAUUGUGAGUGGGCGUAUCAAAGUUGGUGGAGAUAUUGAUUUGGCGCUAGGAUUGGAGCGUUUGUUUGUUCAGGCUGGAGGUCCGGAGAGAACGUUGGAGAUAUUGAGGAGUCGUAAGGAGGGCGAUGGGCAGCAGGCUAAACUUUGAGGGUGUGAUACAUUUUCUCAUUCUUCAUCGGUUGGGCGUCCUUUGAUAACUACUAUAACAGAGAGAGGGUAUAACUUGACAAACCAC